AUGGCACCCUCUUCGACGACCGCUGGGCGGAUAGACGAAGCCCGGGGUCUCGUGAAGAGCGACCCUUCCAAGGCCGAGAGCAUCCUCAAGGAAAUUCUUGCGCAAGGUACCGGCUCGUCUGAGGCCUCAUCGCGCGAUUACGAGAAUGCCCUGGUGUUGCUGGGAGAGCUCUACCGGGACCAGAAGAAGCCCCACGAGAUUGCCGAACUCAUCAAGACCAGCCGCGAUUCCUUCUCUUCAUUUGCCAAGGCAAAGACAGCUAAGCUGGUCCGCCAGCUGUUGGACCUGUUCAGCGAGAUCCCGAACACACUCGAUAUCCAAGUCUCCGUCAUCCAAUCAUGCAUUGAAUGGGCCAUCGCCGAGCGGAGGUCCUUCCUUCGUCAGAACCUCCAGACUCGCCUUGUAGCUAUCUACAUGCAGAAACAGACCUACUACGAUGCGCUCACCCUCAUCAACUCCCUCCUCCGCGAGCUAAAGCGCCUGGAUGACAAGCUCAUGCUGGUUGAGGUGCAGCUGCUGGAGUCGCGGGUGUACCAUGCAUUGGGCAACCAGGCCAAGGCACGUGCUGCCUUGACGGCAGCCCGGACAUCGGCCGCUUCCGUUUACACGCCGACGAACCUGCAGGCCGGUCUCGACAUGCAGAGUGGUAUGCUACACGCAGAGGACAAGGAUUUCAACACGUCAUUCUCCUAUUUCAUUGAGGCUCUGGAAGGGUACAGCUCCCUCGAUGAGGGAGAAAAGGCCACUGCGGCCCUCCAAUAUAUGCUGCUGUGCAAGAUCAUGUUGAACCUGGUGGAUGAUGUGACGAAUUUGCUGGGAUCGAAGCAGGCUCAGAAGUAUGCCAGCCCGCGACUCGAGGCCAUGAAGGCUGUGGCGCGUGCACAUGCCAACCGGUCCCUGGAGGAGUACGAAAAGGCGCUCUCGGACUACCGGUUCGAGCUGGGCAGUGAUACAUUCAUCCGCAACCACCUCCGCAGAUUGUACGAUGCCAUGUUGGAGCAGAACCUGAUCAAGGUUAUUGAACCUUUCAGCCGGGUCGAGCUGGACCACAUUGCUAAGAUGGUUGGGCUGGACACGCAGCAGGUGGAGCGGAAGCUCUCUCAGAUGAUCCUGGACAAGGUGAUUAUUGGAGUGCUCGACCAGGGGGCUGGAUGCCUGAUUGUCUACGAUGAGACGGAGCGGGACCAGGCAUACGAUGCUGCGUUGGACACGAUCGAGAAGCUGAGCAAUGUGGUGGAAGAGCUGUACACUAAUCAAGCAUCGCUGCUAGAGCCGGCAAAGCAAGUGACUUGCUUCUGUUCGUCCGCCCAGCAAUACACGCCCAUCUCUCCGGCCCUGCGCGGUCUGUCUCAUCGCCCCAAGGAUCUCCAUCCUCCAAUUCGCGGAUCUUCCCUUGCGGCCUCACCGUCUCAUCACGGACCAACCAUGAAUGCCCAGAUCCCACCCAACUACGGCCGUGGGUUCCCCCCACAAGCCGCCCAACGCUCCCCUGCCACGCCUCGUCGCGGUCCUCCAGGUCCUGCUGCUGCGAUGCCUGUCCCCAUGCCUCAGCACGCCGUUCCACCUCAAUACAUCCCUCCCCAGCGCAACAUGCAGCCUCCCAAUGACGCCGCCCUGCGUCGCAGCCGCAAACCCACCGACAAGAACAUCCCCGACGGCAUUGAGGAAGUAAUCAUCGGCGAAGGUGUGCAGCAGUACAAGAGCCUCCGCGACCUGGAGAAACGCCUCGAUGCAGCCAUUGUCCGUAAGCGCCUGGACAUCCAAGACUCCAUCAGCAAGACGGUCAAGAAGUACCGCACAAUGCGCAUUUGGAUCUCGAACACUGUCGAAAACCAACCUUGGCAGACUGCCAACGGUGCCGCCCCCGGAAGCAACCCCGGCUCCGGACGGUACAAGGUACGCAUCGAGGGACGUCUUCUGGACGACGACACCGACCCGACCGCCCCGGAGGACAGUGACGACGAAGCUACCGAGCAGACGGACAACGGCGACGCGAUGGAGCAAGAUGGACCUAACGCCAAUGCCACUACCAAAAAGUCGUCCAACAAGCGCUCCAAGCAGCGCUUCUCGCACUUCUUCAAAUCCAUCACCGUCGACUUCGAUAAGUCCUCCACCGCCAGCCCGGAGGAAGUCAAGCCAAUCACCUGGACCAAGCCGCAAUUACCCCCUAACACUGUCACUCUGCCGCCCACAGCAGACUUCGACUCGAUGCAGUUCACCCGCGCGUCACAGGAGAACCUGAACGUGACAUUCAGUCUCGUGCGCGACGAGACACCAGAACGGUUCAAGCUAAGCAAAGAGCUAGCAGAAGUACUAGACGUAGAGGAAGAAACACGAAGCGGCAUUGUUCUCGGCAUCUGGGACUACAUCCGUGCCAUGGGCCUUCAAGAAGAUGAAGAGAAGCGACUCGUCCGCUGUGACCAUCGUCUACGAUCGAUCUUCGGCCGCGACCAAAUGUUCUUCCCUCAGAUCCCCGAAAGCAUCGGCCCUCACACCAGCCCCAUUGACCCCAUCCACCUCCCCUACACCAUCCGCGUCGACGAAGACUACCACAAGGACCCGACCCCUACCGUCUACGACAUCCAAGUCGCCCUGGAAGACCCUCUCCGCUCCAAGAUGCUCGCCCUCACCCAAAACCCGCAAUACACGGCCUCCAUGCGCCAGAUCGCCACGCUAGACGACCAGGUCGCCCUCAUUGUGCAAGCCCUGACGCACUCCCGCGCCCGUCACUCCUUCUACACGGCUCUCAGCAAGGAUCCCGCUACGUUCGUCCGCCGCUGGAUCAAUUCCCAGCGCAGAGACUUGGAGACUAUUCUUGGAGAGGCGACGCGUGGUGGUGGCGAAGAUGCUAGUGGGCCUGAGUUCCGUCGUGGUGGUACGGAUGGCGUUUGGGAUACUACUGUGGCGAGGGAAGCGGUGCGGUAUAUGCUUGCUAAGCCAGAGGCGGCGAUGGGGAGGUGAUUCUUGAACUAGCUAGUUGACAGGGCAGAUUGUUGGUGGUGGUGUGGUAUUAAGUCGGUGAUAUGACAGGUGUAUUAUUUUGGAAUGUGGUUGGUGAUCAGCGAAGAAAAUAACUUACGAACGAUACUAGUUUAGUUAGUCGAUUAAGUAGGGCUUGUUUGAUGGGGGCGCUUUCGUGGUGUUUUGUCUUGGUUGGUUUUGAUUUCGGGAUGGUUGCUUCUUUCAGCUCUUUUACUAGUUCCCUUGUCAUCAAUAAUGUAUUCAGUUGCUUUGAGUGAAAUACAGAUCUUACUCGUAUCUGUUCUAUUUCCAGUAAGUAAGAAACCGACUAAUAAGUGUCACUGCUAAUUAGUAACUCUCAUGUGAGACCGUGUAAAUAUAUAUAUCAUG
Molecule: messenger RNA, 3351 nt
Organism: Aspergillus welwitschiae
Lineage: Eukaryota; Fungi; Ascomycota; Eurotiomycetes; Eurotiales; Aspergillaceae
Product: SWI-SNF complex subunit
Exons: 5
Coding region: 1-2961 (986 amino acids)
Biological process (GO): ubiquitin-dependent protein catabolic process
Cellular component (GO): proteasome regulatory particle, lid subcomplex
Molecular function (GO): structural molecule activity
Source: RefSeq, a predicted model, not a curated record